Messenger RNA from Charadrius vociferus (killdeer), 1509 nucleotides. It is a transcript of the gene MICALCL, whose product is annotated as MICAL C-terminal like. The transcript has 7 exons. The record is from RefSeq and is a predicted model, not a curated record. Bases 1 to 1509 code for a protein of 502 amino acids. Lineage: Eukaryota; Metazoa; Chordata; Aves; Charadriiformes; Charadriidae.
AUGGGGACUUCAGAGGAGAAGGAUGCUGACUGGAGAAAAGAUAUAUUCAAACUAUCUGCUUGUCCUACUCCUCACUUAUUUGCAGAUGAUGCUCAACCAGCUUUGCCCGUUGACACAAAAGAUGCUCUGAGGAGUACAGAGGCAGUUGCCAGGGAGCACGCAGCUGGCCAGCCAAAAUCACCGCUGAGGCUCAUAGCCAAUGUAAUCAAGAGGUCCAUUUUGGAGCCUCUAACCUCAUCUCCAGAAGGGCUAAAGCAGGACUCAGACAGCAAAGCCAAAGCCUCUUCAGAACAAGCUUUUUUCAGCUUCCCCAGUACUCCUGGCUAUUCUCUAGGCCAAAGGAACAGUAACAAUAAUAGAAUAAAUAACACUCAGCCACAGGAGCUUGAAGUAAGGGAGUGGGCAGGAGAGUAUUUAGGAAAUGGGAGCCCUCUCUCAAAUCCAUCUCAUUUUUCUGUCAGCUCUCAAAAGAGAUCUCUAAGGGAUUACAACAAGGAGGUAUCCUUCCCAGUCUACAAUCCUCACACCAGCCCUUCCAAGAUGACCAGUAUACCUCAGAAAUCAUCUUGCACUAGGAUGGAGGAUGUCCCGGGACUCCUAGAGAAGUUUACCUUUAAAGAGACUACAUCUGGGGCUCCCACGGAUGAUGUAUUUAUCUGUAAUGAAAAGUACCUCCUUCUUUCAUCUCCAGAGCCCCAGAACACCUCCAAGGACAAUCUGGAUGACUCUGCACCGAAGGGUAGUCUUGAGUCACUCUUUGAUAGACUGAGAAGUAAAGUUCGUGACAGAGAGGGGAAUUCCUUCAUGUCAUCUCUGCCUUUUAUGAAGGACUGUUCUCCAGAAGACAGGCUAUGUUAUCCUUCCACAGGAUAUGAAUACCUAUCUGUCAGAAAACAAGAUACCGAGUAUUCAACUUCUUCCUCUGAUGAUGAAUUUGAAUCCAAGCCUUCAUUAACACACAAGGCAAAAAGGACUCUCAGAAGGAGAAGGAAGCUGGAGAAGGAGACAAAGCAAUUGAUUAAACAAGAGGAGCUGAAGAGGCUUCACAAAGCACAGGCAAUCCAGCGCCAACUAGAAGAAUUGGAGGAAAGACAAAGAGCACUGGAAAUCUUUGGUGUCAAACUGGAGAGAGAACUACGAGGAGAAUCGGAUUCAGGCACAAAGGAUGAAACUCAGAUGCUACAUGAAUGGUUUCAGCUGGUCCUGGAGAAGAAUAAAUUAAUGCGUUAUGAGUCUGGGCUCCUGAUUAUAGCUCAAGAGCUAGAAUUGGAGGACCACCAAAGCAGGUUGGAACAAAAGCUGAGAGAGAAAAUGGCCAUUGAUGACAGCCUUAAAGAUGAGACGGAUCUGAAUGAGGAGGAUGAAAUUUUUACUGAGAUGAUGAAAGUGGUUGAAGAAAGAGACAAACUCGUGUCUACCUUAGAGGAGCAGAGAGUGAAAGAAAAAGCAGAAGACCAGCACUUCGAAAGCAUUAUAUUAUCCAGAGGCUAUCAGUUGAGCAGGAUUUAA